AUGGAAGUCAAAAUAGACCAGCAUUUCAACACCAAGGUCUAUACCUCCGGGUCCACUAUCGCUGGCCAUGUUGCAGUCCGCGUCUUGAAGGACACUGCAUUCAACAGCCUGGACAUCGUCUUUGUCGGUAUCUCUGCCACUCGGCUUGACUUUGUCCAGCAGUACCCUUCGCAUUCUUUCAGGCCGUUCUUGAAGAUCCGCAUGCCAAUCCAGGAGUCGGACUUGCCCGGAGACCGAAUCUUUCGAGCCGGAUGCGAAUACAAGAUCCCGUUCCAUUUUGUUGUCCCCCAUCAACUCACCAUUGGGGCCUGCAAUCACACCUGCUUGUCACAAAACGUUCGGGAGCGACACUUACGACUUCCCCCAAGCCUGGGCGCUUGGGCGGCCGACGAUCAAGCUCCCGAUAUGACGCAGAUUGAGUACGCAAUUAACGCCAAGGCUAUCCAGCACGGGAACGGAACUGUCACUAAGGUGAUGGAAGCCCACCACAUCCUCAAGGUGCUUCCGGCGCAUCCUGAGGACGCGCCUCUCGAUAUCACCUUUCGGGACGAGUGGUACAAACUAUCCAAGACCAAGACCAUCCGGAAGAGCUUAUUCUCGAGCAAGACUGGUCAGUUCACUGCAAGUGCCAUUCAGCCCGGUGCUGUCAUGCUCUCAGCGGAUGGUCACAAAUCCUCCAUGACGAGCGUCCGUAUCAACUUGGAGUAUGCUCCGUCAUCCGCAGAGACGGCUCCUCCCAAGAUCAACUCGGUCACAGGCAAACUCGUGUCGACCACAUUCUUCAGCGCCGUACCGGUGGAUCAUCUACCAAACCUGGGCAGCCGGACGAACUGCGAGAGUACCCCGUGCUUGAAUUAUACGACGACUCACUCGCUCUUCACUCUACCUGUGGAAUCCGUCUCAUGGAUGCAGCAAGAGGCGUCAUCGCGUUCUCGGCGUGACUCGGGCUACUCAAGCACCGUGGUGGAUGGAGAUGCCUCCGAAUCAGAUGCGUCUGAGAGAAGAAGGCGGCAAAGCAGCAAAGGGAAAGGCUCCAAAAAGCCCAAACUCUCUACUGUUAAACACACCACCGACAUCGAAAUCCCGUUUACGGUAACCAACACCAACAAGAAGCUCUUCCUACCCAGCUUCCACUCUUGUUUGAUUUCUCGAUCUUACACACUGCAACUGAGUCUGUCUGUUGGACCGACAAACACCGCCAUCUCGCUGGCUGUGCCUCUUCAGAUCGGCGUCGAGACGGUUUACGAGCCCCAGGGCCACGAGCUUCCUAGUUUUGAGAGCGCGCUCGCUCAGGCUGAAGAGGAAGAGGCGGACGCUUACUUGCAGCCUCGUGUGAUUCACAUUCCGGAGUCUGGGCCGCGGGAGGAUAACAUGUUGCCAGGAUACAAUGAACUCAGCCGAAGGACCAUUGGCGUUGCCUGA
Molecule: messenger RNA, 1422 nt
Organism: Trichoderma citrinoviride
Lineage: Eukaryota; Fungi; Ascomycota; Sordariomycetes; Hypocreales; Hypocreaceae
Exons: 1
Coding region: 1-1422 (473 amino acids)
Source: RefSeq, a predicted model, not a curated record